Messenger RNA from Egretta garzetta (little egret), 4073 nucleotides. RefSeq names its product galectin like (gene LGALSL). Gene Ontology annotation, molecular function: carbohydrate binding. Bases 1 to 339 code for a protein of 112 amino acids. The record is from RefSeq and is a predicted model, not a curated record. NCBI's taxonomy places the organism in Eukaryota, Metazoa, Chordata, Aves, Pelecaniformes, Ardeidae. The transcript has 3 exons.
AUGCAGGCACACACCGCCUUCGGCAUCAGUCUGACUUGCGGGGAGUCGGAAGAUCCUCCUGCAGAUGUAGCUAUUGAACUGAAAGCCGUGUUUACAGACAGACAGUUUGUCAGAAAUUCUUGUGUAGCUGGAGAAUGGGGGGAAGAGCAAUCAUCUAUUCCUUACUUCCCAUUUAUACCGGACCAGCCUUUUAGGGUUGAGAUACUUUGCGAGCAUCCCCGUUUUAGAAUAUUUGUGGAUGGACAUCAGCUCUUUGAUUUUUACCACCGUAUUGAAACACUGUCGGCAAUUGACACGAUAAAGAUAAAUGGAGAUCUUCAGCUUACAAAACUUGGCUGAGCUUGCCCAGGACUGCAGAUUCCAAACCGGCUCAGGUGCCAUCGUCCGUUUGGAGAAGUGACAGCCGGCUCUGGACACAGCUAUGGUAGGAAGGCUGCCCCGUUCCUUUUCCGCAUGCAGUUCUUCACUCCUGUGCCGAUGAACCGGGCUGUUGUUUAUCCUAAUGAAGAACGUUGUUGGUUAAUAGACAUUGAGCCGUUUUUCUUGGAUCAAAAUAGCCCACCUGUGCUGGAUAAUCAAAUUGGAAUGGAUUCAGAAAGACUUGCAGUCUUGUUUCAAAUCUCACAAAAAGGCAAUUUCUGAAAUGCAGCGCUAAAACCAGUUACUGAACAGCAGUGACAACAAAGUUUUUCUUUUGCAAAUAUUGUUUCUGCACUGAAGUGGAGUAGUGUAGCACAACAUAGGGCCACGUGCUGACGUCCUUACUCGGGGCCUGAGCCUGGUUCCAUGGAAAUCAAUGGCAAAACUUCCACUCACUUUAACGGGGUACAAUCAAACUGUCUAGUCCUUAGUCGAGCACAAUUCCCACUGAUUUCUAUGGGAUCUUUGCACACGCCUGGGGGCCAGCUCUUCUGCUGGUGUAAAUCAGCAUUACAUCCAUGGCUUGCAAUGGAAUUUUGCUGAUUGCCCCCAGCCACUGAUUUGGCCCAAGGACUGUGCAAAAACUGAAUGAGGGUGCGAGGACACAGCCUGUAUAUUUUAGUCAGGGUAUUUGCAUAGAAUGUAGAUUGUUACGAGUUUUUGCACAAUGUAUUGUUAAUACAAUUUUUAAAGCUUAUCUGUAGUUUAUUUAUUUAUACUCAUUGUAUGUAUUGUUAGUAAAAAUGAACAAUCUUACUGAUGGUUAAGAACAGCAAAGUGUUCUGAAUGUACAAAAUGUCUUAGGUUCUUUGGGUAAACUUUACACAUCAUUCUUGAAAAACCAUGUUUCCUAUCGAACAUUUAGUUAAAUUUUAAUGGAGCCCUCUAGGCCCUGGGAAAAUGUGGGCAUGGUAGUUGGUGGGGGUUGGGGGAAACUCUUUGCAUAUUCACUAGAAACUGUUUUUCAGGGCUUACUAACUUUGCUGCACAGGAUAGGUUUGAGUUAAAGUCAAUCCAUUUUAAAAAUUUAAACAGCGAAUUUGUAGGUUUAACUGUGCUUUUAUAACCUGAGAAAAAGUUAAAUUUGGCAGUCUCUUAGUUCAGAAAGACAACCAGCCUCUUUCCAGGGGAGAUGGGAGAUUUCUUGCACUUGUUUGAGAACAUAUUCGGCCUUUGAUAUGACAAUUAAAACUUGUCUAGACAGCCAAGUUAUUAAUGCUUGAAAAUCAGCUACUGCACAUGAAUAAUAACUUUUCAAGUAGCUUUUUAAAUAGUAGUUAUAGCUGUAUAAACACAGUCAGUGUGCUACACUAUAAAUGAACACAGCCACUUUUCUUGACCUCUUUAGGACUAAAUACACUUUUUUUCCUUGGCUGCUCACAACAGACUAUAGCAGGUCUUUCUGAGUAGUUAUAAUCAUGAUAUAAACAUAUAUUUAGGCAAUUUUGAAAACAUGUAAUAUAGGGACUUUAUAAGACACAGAAUAUAAAAACAUCCUUUGUAGCACAGAAUUUAAAAAAAAAAAAAAAAGAGCGAGAGAGAAGAAUCUCACAAACAGAACUUUGUUAAACCUGCAAUAAUGCUGUGGUUUAAAGCAACCAGAACUGGAAUAUCCAAACUUAAGGGUAAAAUGCCAGUUGCAAAGCCUCAUUUUGCGCUAAUUUGGCCUGCAGUUAAGAAGCCUUAGACUGCAAGCUGAAAUUCCAACUGUGGCUCUAGUCCAAAGCCUGUUGAGGUCAAUCAGAGUCCUCCGAGCAUAGAAGCCUGAUUAUUAUUUCAUGCAAGUGCAAAUCUCUUUGUAAAGCCAGGGGGGUGUUGCUGCUGCUGCAGAUGAGAAUCGGGCUGCCACCUAUAAAAUACAAGUUAAAAAUGGAAUUUUUAGCCUUAACAGUGACAUUCUCUGGCUUUUCUUCCUUUUUUCCAAAUUAAGAGAGAACCUGGGUUUUUUUUUCCAGAAGAUCUGUUUAUCUGGUGUGUGGCUUUUAAGUUGUACAUCAGAUUCUAUUUGUACUCCAGAUUGAAUCUUGAUAUGAAACGUUCCUGUCUUGUUCUGGUUUUACUCUUUUACAUGAUACAUGAUGACUGUGUCAUUUUCCAUUGUAUAAAGAAUGCUGACAGUGUUUCGGUAUAAAAUAUAUUCUUAAAAAGGAUGAUGAUGAUAAUAAAAAUCCAAGGGAAAGGUGCUUCUACAUGAGGUGUUUGGGUUUUUCUCCAGCUUGGAAAUGCUCUAUGGUUCCAAAGCAGAUGCAGGCAGAAGAUUAAUUCUGUUUGGAGAGAGAUUUAGCACCCUCCCUACCCAGCGCUUUCUCCACCGAGAUACAUAAAGCCAGGUUUGCUGAUGCAGUGUCAUUGCCUGAGGCUGUCCUGCUAGUCCAGCGGGCCAUAAAGCAGGAGGCUGGAGAGAGUAAGUGGCACCAUGACCCUACAGUAGCACAAAACCAAAAGGGAUCUCACUGACAGCACAAUGCCAGUAGAGGUUUCCCCUCCAUGCCUUUACUGUAGAAAAAGGGAUUUGGCUGACUUGAAUUUUCAGCUGCUUGGGAUUCCUGGUAGCAGGAGCAGGUUAGCACAGCUCUCGGACUUUUCCCAUCCUGCACAGGCUUGGCACAUCACAGUGCCUAGGGCAGGGAUGCUGACAUGAACUCGAUGCAGUCAGCGGCGUCUCUGUCAGGAGCAAGGGCCCAGUGACACUGCCCUGCCUCAGUUCCCACCCGCUGUGCUGGGCACUCCCUUUUCUUCCUGCUCCAGUAGUUUUCUGUCUCGGGAAAAUGCUUUUUUGAACCCGAUUCUGGUUUUGCCUUUGCAUAACUCCACCAACCGCAGCGCCCACCGCUGGAUUCUGCCCUGUUGUGGUUUCUGAGCCAGGCUUCGAGGCAAGAAGGGCUGCAAACCCACUUCUGAUGGGUUGUGGUUUGGCUGAGAGCUCAGGAAGGGGCAGAAAGUCACAGUUACGGCUUCCACAUCUGUUUGUCUGUCUAACACCGGUUUGGAUGCCUUUUUAUUUUUUUGUUGCUCUUGGGCAGUAGUUAUGGCAGGGGAAGGAAGGAUGAUGUCUACAUAUCCAAGGGCUGUUGCAAGCGUACUUGGUUUACAUUCACCGACCACCGACCACGUGCAUUAAGUCAGAGAAAACAGAAGCCUUAAACUUUUCUGUUCAGCUGGACUUUGAGCCAAACCCAAAUGUUUAAGAUGGGAGACUGUGCUGCAAAAUUUAUAUCGGAAUUCUUUGGUCUCCACAAUUUAGGGAUUAUUCAGAUCUUCAUUUUGGAUAUAUACCCUACCAGGCCUGAAAUAGGACUGUUUCCAAAUUGGGCCAGGUUUUCAAAAUGUUUUUCAGUAGGUACAAGUAGUCUGUGAGCUUCUUGGAAGCUGCAGUUCUUCAGGACUAAGUGAGUGUGUGAACCAACUUUUGAAAUCUUAUGCUAGAAUUUAUUAACUGAAUAUUUCCAUGGUUUCCUCUGAAUGAGGAAAUUAAUUCUGAAAUGAAAGAAGCAUUGAAUGGGUAAAACCCAUGCGGAGUGGAAUCCCUCGAACUUAGCAUAGCUUUAUUUUUUCCAAAGAGGAAAAAGCAAAAAAAACAACCAAAAAAACAUGACCAAAUUAUUUAGUUAUCUUUGGAACAGGCUGUGAUAAAGCUGAUUUAAUUAAAAAAA